AACGAAUUUUGGUGAACGUAGUAAAAAAAACUCGAGCCACUUGGAUAAAUUGUAAUCCACAUUGCACAAGCACAGAGUAAAAAAUAAAAUUGUGCACAUGCACAACUGUCAUUAUUGUAAUUGGUUAAAUAAUUUAUUCAAGACCAGCUUGUAUUCAGUCUUUUAUUGUCAUGUGUGAAAAAGAAGCAAGUGCUCCACAAGAUAUCCUUUUUUGCAGCUAAUUUUGCUAAAUUUUGCAAUUAAUUUGCAAUACUUGAAUCUUUAAAAUACUAUAAAUACUACAAGUCUAAUUCUUAUAUAUUAAUAUAAUCAUUUUAAUUAAUAAUUUUUCCCCCCACUCUACAAAUGACAGGCAGGCAAGUCGCGUCUCUGGAGUUUGUGGUACCUGAAUACAUUUGGUUGCAUCCAUCAGCUGAAGCUCUAUCAAGGUUACCCGCGCAGAGCAUCAUGGGUGGUGGGUAUCGAAUGCGCUGGUUGGUUCCUCCCCAAGAGCACCAUUUGCAUCCUAACCGAGCCGAAUAGGGUAUUCCGGCAUCACGAGGCGCUUGUGACAGACCACCUGUCACAAGAAGUGAUGCGGAAUAGGCUACUCAUCGUGGAUAAAUAAACGGGAGGUGUGUGGGCUCUGGUUUUACGUGCUCAACCGAUGGUAUUUCGCCAAAGAGGAACGUGCGGCUUGUCGUGUGUGCGCUACGUGUACUUCACCGAAAGAGCAGUUUCACUAGAAUUCAGUGGCAGAGGGUCAGCGGGAUACGUGCUCGCGAACGGAUGGUUAGGACGCACGGAAAGUAAGCUUUUAAACACAAAAUACUCCCGAGCAGCAUCGCAUCUUCUGAAUCUUGGACGUUUCCACUCUGGCAUGAUGGAGGGGGAGAAGAAACAGGUAACAUGCUACCUGCUUUUUUCUUUAUCAACGGCUGUAAUCGGCUCUCUACAGUUUGGCUACAACACAGGAGUCAUCAAUGCACCUGAACAGAAACUGCGGGCCUUCUUCAACAACACGUGGAUGGAGCGUUACGGGGAGCCCAUCAAACCAGGCGUGUGUACCGUUGUGUGGAGUUUUGCGGUGGCCAUCUUUAGCGUGGGCGGAAUGAUGGGCUCGUUCAGUGUCGGUGUCAUAGCCAACAAAUUCGGAAGGCGUAAGUCCAUGAUCCUCGUGAAUGUCUUGGCUCUGACUGGUGGAGGUUUGAUGGGGCUGUGCACUCUCUGCUCCUCUUAUGAGAUGGUCAUUGCCGGCCGGCUGGUUAUUGGGUUGUUCUGUGGUCUCUUCACUGGUCUCACUCCAAUGUAUGUUGGGGAACUGUCGCCUACUCCACUCCGUGGAGCCUUUGGGACCCUCCACCAACUUGGUGUUGUGCUGGGCAUUUUAAUCGCUCAGAUCUUUGGUUUGGAGUUUUUGCUGGGUUCAGAUAAGCUCUGGCCUUUGCUUCUGGCUCUCACCGUCCUGCCUGCCAUCCUGCAGUGUUUUCUGCUGCCCUUUUGCCCAGAGAGCCCUCGAUACCUGCUCAUCAACCUCAAUCAGGAAGAGGAGGCCCGCAAAGCGCUGGUGCGUCUCCGUGGCUAUGAGGAUGUGGGGAAGGACAUGCAGGAGAUGAAAGAGGAAAGUAUUAAGACAGCCAUGGAGAAGAAGGUAACCAUCCCUGAGCUCUUCCGCACUGCAGCGUAUCGCCAGCCUCUCCUCGUCGCAGUCAUGCUGCACCUCUCCCAGCAACUCUCUGGCAUCAACGCUGUUUUCUAUUACUCAACUGGUAUUUUUGAGUCGGCGGGGGUGACUCAGCCCAUUUACGCCACCAUCGGAGCUGGUGUAGUCAACACUGUCUUUACCGUUGUAUCUCUCUUUUUGGUGGAGAGGGCGGGACGGAGAACUUUGCACCUGAUUGGUCUAGGUGGGAUGGCCAUCAGUGCCUUGCUCAUGACCAUUGCCUUGUUAUUGAAGGACAUUGUGGCUCUUCGCUACCUCAGUAUUGCGGCCGUCUUUGCCUUUGUGGCCAUGUUCGAGAUGGGCCCAGGGCCUAUUCCCUGGUUUAUAGUGGCUGAACUCUUCUCCCAGGGGCCACGCCCUGCUGCCAUGGCUGUUGCGGGAUGCUCCAACUGGACCGCCAACUUCCUUGUGGGAAUCAGCUUCCCCAAAUUGGUGGAGCUGUGCGGGCCAUAUGUCUUCAUUAUAUUCAUGAUCUUGCUCAUCUUCUUUUUCAUCUUUACGUACUUCCAUGUUCCUGAGACGAAAGGGCGAACGUUCGAUGAGAUCGCUCUUGGUUUCAGCGGAGCUCCGCCUCCAGCAGCAACCUCCACAGAGGAGUCCAGUAGAGUUGCUCUGCCUGCCUCUCCAGUUAAAGAAAAGGUCCCAUUGGUGGAAGCUUCCAAAUUUUCCUCUGACCAGGGCCCCGGCUCAUCCAAGCAGCUUGGCCGCAAAGGGGAAGCAAAGGGGAAGGAGAAUCUUAGCUCAGUGACCCAACCGUUGGUAGAAUCUAGUAUAGACGAGAAAUCUAAUUCCAUCGCCCAAGGAUAGGUGUACAGCUUAAUUUGAUGAAAGCCAUGGCAUUUACCACUGCAUAUAGAAAUAUAAUGCUAGAGAUUAUUUACAGGCAAGAGAUUAUUUAAUGAAAAACAGAUUAAGAAGGGAACGCCAGUGGAGAGCCACAAAUCAUCCCAAGAUAUAUUUACAAAGCAAAUGAGAGCUCAUAGUGUGUGAGCUGCAUUUUAUUGUGUCCAUGGAUUAUUGAUGGUUUGGUGCAAUAUUGAGUCGUGUUUUAAAGGUUUGAUCUUUUUAUUGAUAAUAUAUUCCUGUUUGUGCAUUUUUAGUACUGAUUUAAUGUGAUAUAUCAAUUAGGACAUAGUUUCCUAUAUCAAAAAGGACAGAAGAAGGGAAGUUUUACAUUUGGCCUUCAUAAUUCACACAUCAUUCAACUGUCAAACCUCACUUUCUUUAUAGAAAAACCAAAGUGUUCAAUUAUAGAAUAAAUCCCAAGUACUUUUAGAUCGCACACAAUCUCAAGGUUUUUGCGCUGACAAUGUUCAUUUUGUA
Messenger RNA from Xyrauchen texanus (razorback sucker), 3025 nucleotides. RefSeq names its product solute carrier family 2, facilitated glucose transporter member 3-like. Bases 647 to 2509 code for a protein of 620 amino acids. Gene Ontology annotation, cellular component: basolateral plasma membrane; apical plasma membrane. Gene Ontology annotation, biological process: response to insulin; monosaccharide transmembrane transport. NCBI's taxonomy places the organism in Eukaryota, Metazoa, Chordata, Actinopteri, Cypriniformes, Catostomidae. The transcript is spliced from 11 exons. Gene Ontology annotation, molecular function: hexose transmembrane transporter activity. The record is from RefSeq and is a predicted model, not a curated record.